Molecule: messenger RNA, 939 nt
Organism: Chrysochloris asiatica (Cape golden mole)
Lineage: Eukaryota; Metazoa; Chordata; Mammalia; Afrosoricida; Chrysochloridae
Product: olfactory receptor 51B6-like
Exons: 1
Coding region: 1-939 (312 amino acids)
Biological process (GO): G protein-coupled receptor signaling pathway
Cellular component (GO): membrane
Molecular function (GO): G protein-coupled receptor activity; olfactory receptor activity
Source: RefSeq, a predicted model, not a curated record
AUGUGGCUCAACAUCACUGCUUCCCCCUUCCUUCUAACUGGCUUCCCAGGCAUGGAGAAGGCACAUCAUUGGAUUUCCAUCCCAUUGUUGCUCAUCUAUACCUCCAUACUUCUUGGUAAUGGCACCCUUCUCUUUCUCAUCAGGAAUGACAAUAGUCUUCACGAGCCUAUGUACUAUUUUUUAGCUAUGCUAGCAGCUACAGAUCUCGGGGUGACUCUGACCACGAUGCCAACAGUACUGGGUGUCUUGUGGUUAAAUCACAGAGAGAUUGGCCAUGGAGCCUGCUUCUCUCAGGCUUACUUUAUCCAUACUCUUUCUAUUGUGGAGUCAGGUGUCUUGCUUGCCAUGGCCUAUGACCGUUUCAUUGCCAUCUGCAAUCCUUUGAGAUACAGCUCUAUCCUUACCAACACCCAGGUAAUGAAGAUUGGGAUGGGGGUAUUGACAAGGGCUAGUCUGUCAAUUAUGCCAAUAAUUUUUAGACUGCAUUGGUUUCCUUAUUGUCAAUCCCAUGUACUUUCCCAUGCUUUCUGUUUACACCAAGAUAUUAUCAAGCUAGCUUGUGCUGACAUCACUUUCAAUCGUCUCUAUCCAGUAGUGGUUGUGUUUGCAAUGGUCUUGUUAGAUUUUCUCAUCAUAUUUUUCUCCUACAUUUUGAUACUAAAGACUGUCAUGGGCAUUGCUUCUGGAGAAGAGAGAGCCAAGGCCCUCAACACUUGUGUCUCCCACAUCUGCUGCAUUCUGGUUUUCUAUAUAACUGUAGUUGGUCUGACUUUUAUUCAUAGAUUUGGAAAGCAUGCCCCUCAUGUGGUCCAUAUCACAAUGAGCUAUGUCUACUUCCUUUUCCCACCUUUCAUGAACCCUGUCAUUUAUAGCAUUAAAACAAAGCAGAUCCAGAAUGGUAUAAUUCGUUUAUUAUCUCUGUCUCAUUCUAAAGCAUGA